This is a messenger RNA of Pan troglodytes (chimpanzee), 4391 nucleotides long. RefSeq names its product cold shock domain containing E1 (gene CSDE1). The record is from RefSeq and is a predicted model, not a curated record. The transcript has 22 exons. Gene Ontology annotation, molecular function: nucleic acid binding. Lineage: Eukaryota; Metazoa; Chordata; Mammalia; Primates; Hominidae. The coding region runs from base 599 to 3133 and encodes 844 amino acids.
UCUCGUGCACGCGCCCGGAGCCCGCAACUCUCGCGAGAGAAGCGAGAUUUAUUCCUACGUACCGGGCCGUGCUGCUUAUGGCGGCGCUGGAGAGGGGGCGCUGAGCUGUUGGGUAUGAAGUGUAACAGAACAGACUUUACCACCUGAAACUGCUGCUUCAAGUUCAGAUCAGGCAAGGAACAAACCUCGUAACAACUAACAAGACCAAAGAAGAGUACACUUAAGUUGAAGACACAACACUUGAUCUGAAACAAGAAGUUUGUGCCUACUCAACAGCUUUGAAAGAGCACUUCCCAACGCUGCUAGUAGUCUUUGUUUUCUUCAGUGCUGUACUGUGAGAUUGCCCGGUACAGCAGCAGUUGUAUUCUUUAUUAGCUUGGUAGAUCAUUUUCUCUCGCUCUUUUUUUUAAUACUAGCAACUUUCAUCCUUUGAAACGUGUGCUGAAAAAGAAGAAUCAGCAAAUACUACUGAAAGUGCAAUAUUUGAUUAUCACUGCGAGAUUUCCCCAGGAGAGCUUUUCUGCAAUGCAGUUAUUAAGAAAAAUAUCUCCACAUUUUGAUACAUGUUGCUAAAUUGCAUUUCUAAAAGCUGUUUGAGAUGGAGAACGUUUUUACUGUGUCAUCAGAUCCUCAUCCCUCUCCUGCAGCCCCUCCUUCACUUUCUUUAUCCUUAUCUUCAUCUUCUACCUCAUCUGGGACUAAAAAACAAAAGAGGACCCCAACUUAUCAGAGAUCUAUGAGCUUUGAUCCAAACCUUCUCCACAACAAUGGACAUAAUGGGUACCCUAAUGGUACUUCAGCAGCACUGCGUGAAACUGGGGUUAUUGAAAAACUGUUAACCUCUUACGGAUUUAUUCAGUGUUCAGAACGUCAAGCUAGACUUUUCUUCCACUGUUCACAGUAUAAUGGCAACCUGCAAGACUUAAAAGUAGGAGAUGAUGUUGAAUUUGAAGUAUCAUCGGACCGACGGACUGGGAAACCCAUUGCUGUUAAACUGGUGAAGAUAAAACAAGAAAUCCUCCCUGAAGAACGAAUGAAUGGACAAGUUGUGUGCGCUGUUCCUCACAACUUAGAGAGUAAAUCUCCAGCUGCCCCGGGUCAGAGUCCAACAGGGAGUGUAUGCUACGAACGUAAUGGGGAAGUGUUUUAUCUGACUUACACCCCUGAAGAUGUCGAAGGGAACGUUCAGCUGGAAACUGGAGAUAAAAUAAACUUUGUAAUUGAUAACAAUAAACAUACUGGUGCUGUAAGUGCUCGCAACAUUAUGCUGUUGAAAAAGAAACAAGCCCGCUGUCAGGGAGUAGUUUGUGCCAUGAAGGAGGCAUUUGGCUUUAUUGAAAGAGGUGAUGUUGUAAAAGAGAUAUUCUUUCACUAUAGUGAAUUUAAGGGUGACUUAGAAACCUUACAGCCUGGCGAUGAUGUGGAAUUCACAAUCAAGGACAGAAAUGGUAAAGAAGUUGCAACAGAUGUCAGACUAUUGCCUCAAGGAACAGUCAUUUUUGAAGAUAUCAGCAUUGAACAUUUUGAAGGAACUGUAACCAAAGUUAUCCCAAAAGUACCCAGUAAAAACCAGAAUGACCCAUUGCCAGGACGCAUCAAAGUUGACUUUGUGAUCCCUAAAGAACUUCCCUUUGGAGACAAAGAUACGAAAUCCAAGGUGACCCUGCUGGAAGGUGACCAUGUUAGGUUUAAUAUUUCAACAGACCGACGUGACAAAUUAGAACGAGCAACCAAUAUAGAAGUUCUGUCAAAUACAUUUCAGUUCACUAAUGAAGCCCGAGAAAUGGGUGUGAUUGCUGCCAUGAGAGAUGGUUUUGGUUUCAUCAAGUGUGUGGAUCGUGAUGUUCGUAUGUUCUUCCACUUCAGUGAAAUUCUGGAUGGGAACCAGCUCCAUAUUGCAGAUGAAGUAGAGUUUACUGUGGUUCCUGAUAUGCUCUCUGCUCAAAGAAAUCAUGCUAUUAGGAUUAAAAAACUUCCCAAGGGCACGGUUUCAUUUCAUUCCCAUUCAGAUCACCGUUUUCUGGGCACGGUAGAAAAAGAAGCCACUUUUUCCAAUCCUAAAACCACUAGCCCAAAUAAAGGCAAAGAGAAGGAGGCUGAGGAUGGCAUUAUUGCUUAUGAUGACUGUGGGGUGAAACUGACUAUUGCUUUUCAAGCCAAGGAUGUGGAAGGAUCUACUUCUCCUCAAAUAGGAGAUAAGGUUGAAUUUAGUAUUAGUGACAAACAGAGGCCUGGACAGCAGGUUGCAACUUGUGUGCGACUUUUAGGUCGUAAUUCUAACUCCAAGAGGCUCUUGGGUUAUGUGGCAACUCUGAAGGAUAAUUUUGGAUUUAUUGAAACAGCCAAUCAUGAUAAGGAAAUCUUUUUCCAUUACAGUGAGUUCUCUGGUGAUGUUGAUAGCCUGGAACUGGGGGACAUGGUCGAGUAUAGCUUGUCCAAAGGCAAAGGCAACAAAGUCAGUGCAGAAAAAGUGAACAAAACACACUCAGUGAAUGGCAUUACUGAGGAAGCUGAUCCCACCAUUUACUCUGGCAAAGUAAUUCGCCCUCUGAGGAGUGUUGAUCCAACACAGACUGAGUACCAAGGAAUGAUUGAGAUUGUGGAGGAGGGCGAUAUGAAAGGUGAGGUCUAUCCAUUUGGUAUUGUUGGGAUGGCCAACAAAGGGGAUUGCCUGCAGAAAGGGGAGAGCGUCAAGUUCCAAUUGUGUGUCCUGGGCCAAAAUGCACAAACUAUGGCUUACAACAUCACACCCCUGCGCAGGGCCACAGUGGAAUGUGUGAAAGAUCAGUUUGGCUUCAUUAACUAUGAAGUAGGAGAUAGCAAGAAGCUCUUUUUCCAUGUGAAAGAAGUUCAGGAUGGCAUUGAGCUACAGGCAGGAGAUGAGGUGGAGUUCUCAGUGAUUCUUAAUCAGCGCACUGGCAAGUGCAGCGCCUGUAAUGUUUGGCGAGUCUGUGAGGGCCCCAAGGCUGUUGCAGCUCCUCGACCUGAUCGGUUGGUCAAUCGCUUGAAGAAUAUCACUCUGGAUGAUGCCAGUGCUCCUCGCCUAAUGGUUCUUCGUCAGCCAAGGGGACCAGAUAACUCAAUGGGGUUUGGUGCAGAAAGAAAGAUCCGUCAAGCUGGUGUCAUUGACUAACCACAUCCACAAAGCACACCAUUAAUCCACUAUGAUCAAGUUGGGGGGAAUCUGGUGAAGGGUUCUGAGUAUCUCCCUCUUCAUCCCUCCCGAAAUCUGGAAUACUUAUUCUAUUGAGCUAUUACACCAGUUUUAACACCUUCCUCGUGUUAUGUUUAAAAAAAUAAAUAAAUUUAAGAAAACCAUUUUAAAUAAUGCACAGUUGCAGCCUGGAAAAACUUAAGGUGGCGCCUUAUAGUAUCAAUUUUAGGAGCUUUAUUUGGUGCAUUUAACGCAACUGGUAAUUGCAGAAUCCACUUUGCCUGUGUAAGUGAAAAAUAUAGACUGUUAUCUUGUUGGCCCUAUGAAAUUCUGCACUUUUCAUUAUAUACUCUACCUUCAUUAAUUACUUCUGGCAAGAUGUUCUGCCUUAGCACUCAGUUGCAUUCUUUUCCUUUUUCUUCCUGUUCAUUAUGCUUUAAUUCUGAGGACCAUAUGAGGGUAGAAUAUAUUAUCUUUUAAAAAUUACAAAAAUUUGUAUAGGCAAACCAUUUCUUAAAGUUGAUGGCCAAAUUUUAAAAUGUUAUUUUUCAUAUCAUUUAUAAUCUUGUCACAAUCCACUUAAAGAAGUUUGGUUAUAUUUCAGUGAAAAUUAUCUUCCAGAGUAGGUUUUUUUUCGUGGGUUGGGGGGUAACUUUACUACAAUUAGUAGGUAUGGUGCAGAAUUUCAUGCAAAUGAGGAGUGCCAGCAGUGUGAUAAUUUAAACAUAUUUAAACAAAAACAAAAAAAAUGAAUGCACAAACUUGCUGCUGCUUAGAUCACUGCAGCUUCUAGGACCCGGUUUCUUUUACUGAUUUAAAAACAAAACAAAACAAAAAAAAAAUAAAAAGGUUGUGCCUGAAAUGAAUCUUGUUUUUUUUAUAAGUAGCCGCCUGGUUACUGUGUCCUGUAAAAUACAGACACUUGACCCUUGGUGUAGCUUCUGUUCAACUUUAUAUCACGGGAAUGGAUGGGUCUGAUUUCUUGGCCCUCUUCUUGAAUUGGCCAUAUACAGGGUCCCUGGCCAGUGGACUGAAGGCUUUGUCUAAGAUGACAAGGGUCAGCUCAGGGGAUGUGGGGGAGGGCGGUUUUAUCUUCCCCCUUGUCGUUUGAGGUUUUGAUCUCUGGGUAAAGAGGCCGUUUAUCUUUGUAAACACAAAACAUUUUUGCUUUCUCCAGUUUUCUGUUAAUGGCGAAAGAAUGGAAGCGAAUAAAGUUUUACUGAUUUUUGAGACACUA